This is a messenger RNA of Verruconis gallopava, 1761 nucleotides long. RefSeq names its product dihydroxyacetone kinase. NCBI's taxonomy places the organism in Eukaryota, Fungi, Ascomycota, Dothideomycetes, Venturiales, Sympoventuriaceae. The record is from RefSeq and is a predicted model, not a curated record. Gene Ontology annotation, biological process: glycerol catabolic process. Gene Ontology annotation, cellular component: cytosol. Gene Ontology annotation, molecular function: ATP binding; glycerone kinase activity. The transcript has 4 exons. Bases 1 to 1761 code for a protein of 586 amino acids.
AUGGCAAUAAAGCAUUUUAUAAACUCUUCGGAAGAAGUCACCAGUCUUAUAUAUGAUAGUCUGGAGGCGCUUAUCUAUCAGCAUUCUGAUCUCGCUCUGGAUAGGAAAGAGAAAAUUGUGUUUCACUAUUCAAAAUGCCCUCCUAACGGUGUCGCGCUUAUAUCUGGUGGUGGUGCAGGUCAUGAACCGGCCCAUGCCGCAUUCGUUGGUGAAGGUAUGCUGACAGCAGCUGUUUCUGGAAAUAUUUUUGCAUCUCCUGCUGUGUCUCAAAUUCUUAGCGCCAUUCGACGAGUUACUGGUCCGGCUGGAGCGAUAUUGAUCAUCAAAAACUACACUGGUGAUAUUUUCCACUUCCAUCAGGCUGCUGAACGUGCACGCGCUGCGUAUGGCUUACGAGUAGAGGUUGUCGUUGUCGGUGAUGACGUUGCCGUUGGCCGGAAGAAAUCUGGUAAAGUGGGCAGAAGAGGCCUUGCCGGAACAGUUCUUGUUCAUAAAAUUCUUGGCGCAAUGGCAGCAAAGUCCGGGGCUACAAUAGAUGAGCUCCUAGCUAUGGCAAAGAAAAUUACAUCAGGGUUGGCGACUAUUGGAGCAUCAUUGGACCAUGUUCAUUUGCCUGGUCAUCCAGUUAACGAAAUGCAUCACUUGAAGCACAAUGAGAUUGAGGUUGGAAUGGGCAUUCAUAAUGAACCAGGUGUCUCACGGUGGAAUCCGCAGCCAUCUCUUAGCGCAAUCUUAGAUCGCAUGAUUUCAAAUCUCACUGACAACGAGGAUGAAGAUCGUGCGUAUGUUAAUUUUGCGUCAGCCGAAUCAAUUAUUCUUCUGGUUAAUAAUCUAGGAGCUCUUUCACAAAUUGAGCUUGGAUCAAUAACCACUCAUACAGUAAGGAAGUUAGAAUCACGUGGAUUCAGGCUCUCAAGAGUCCUCAGUGGUACAUUUAUGUCGAGCUUGAAUGGACCUGGUUUCAGUAUCACUCUACUCUCUGCUACCAAUGCCAUGUUACCAUUUCUCGAUUCGCCUACUAAUGCCAUUGGUUGGCCUCUGGCACUCACAGAGAAUGGAUCAUAUUUGAGAACCAACGGCCGUAUUAUCGAUUCCGAAACCAGUCCUUGUAAUGAUGUUCAAAAAGUUAUGGCUGAAGCAGGAAUUCAAGUUGUACCCCAAACAUUCAGCUCUAUCGUAGGCAUGGUGUGUCAAUCAGCAAUCGACUUCGAGCCUGAAAUAACACACGCGGACACUAUUGUCGGAGAUGGAGAUUGUGGAAUGACUCUUAAGCGUGGAUGCAAGGCCAUACAACAGCAUUUCAGAGACAAUUCAAGCUCAUCACUUACGCAUAAUCUACUGGAAAUUGCGCACCUUGUUGAUUCAAAUAUGGAUGGAACCUCUGGUGCCAUAUACAGUCUAUUCUUCAACGGGCUUGCGUCCAGCGUGCAAGACCUUUCUAAAGCCAAAUUUGAAACUUUGAAUUUAGAGUUCUGGGCAUCGGCGGCAGAGAAUGCGCUGGUAACGGUGCAGAAAGCUACUCCUGCCAGGCUAGGAGAUCGGACGAUCAUGGAUGCGCUUGAACCUUUCGUUAAUACGCUCAAAGAAGGUGUAGAGUGCGCAUAUUUGGCGGCAAAGAAAGGAAUGGAAAGCACUAAGGGCAUACCGCCGGCAUUUGGUAGAUCUGUGUAUGUUAAUGAAGCUGGUUGGUAUCAGGUGCCUGAUCCAGGAGCUAUGUCGGUUGUUGCGUUAGCAAAAGGCUUACAAAAUGCAAUGCAGUAA